AUGGUCCAUGCCAACGAUGUCAUCGCCAUCAUUGUCAUUCUCCAUCUAGCAAUCGGUGUCCUCCUCGGCAUCUGUAUUUGCUGCAUCAGGCGUAACAUCCCACCGCCAGACACCACCACCAUCUCUACUGACGACAACUCAUCAACAUCCAUCUAUAUCACCAAGGUCCCAACGCCAGCUCCAGCUCCGGCUCCAGCUCCAGCUCCAGCUCCAGCUCCAGUUCCAGUUCCAGCUCCGCCUUCGCCUUCGCCUGCACCUGCACCUCCGCAACCGCCGCCACCCAACGACAGCUCCUUUAACCUCCCAUCUCAUCAGAGCGGAGCGUUUAACUUGCCGCGUCGAACGGGCGGUGGAGCAAGUGCACAUCGCACAAUCACACGAUGA
This is a messenger RNA of Beauveria bassiana ARSEF 2860, 384 nucleotides long. RefSeq lists its product as uncharacterized. The transcript has a single exon. The coding region runs from base 1 to 384 and encodes 127 amino acids. NCBI's taxonomy places the organism in Eukaryota, Fungi, Ascomycota, Sordariomycetes, Hypocreales, Cordycipitaceae. The record is from RefSeq and is a predicted model, not a curated record.